GUCGUCGUCGUCGUGGGGCGUUGAACAGAGGAGGUUUUGUUUCAAACGGAAGUUGUUUUGUUUUCUUUUCUGCUGUAUAUAUAGAAAUAUAUUAGAAAAGAAAAGUAUAGUUUUUCUUUGCCAGCGAGAAAUUAAAAGUUUUCGUUUCGUGUACGGAAAGUCGCGGAGAAGGGAAUAUGUGCAGCGAUUUUCCGAAAGACGGAAAGUUUCACCUGUCUUAAGUCGAGAAAAACAAAAGAUGAUAUACUGGAUUUUGAUGGUUUUACUCGUUUCCCUGGUCCAUCGUAUAGAGGCUGGCAUCACAUACAAUUCGAAUGUGACCAGGGCACCAGAGAUCAUCAAACGUUACAGAAGCAACGAAAGUUACAUAGACAAAUCCCUGAUCGAUUUGGACCUGAAGUAUUGCCAGCGACCAGCCAGAUGUGAAUCGUUGAAGCAUCAAACAUGCAUGGGAUCGAAGUUGCCAUAUCAAUCGACUACUUUGGAUCUUACUGAUCUGAUGAGUCAAGAGGAGGUGCAAGAGAAACUCAUGACCUACCAAUAUCUGAGGUACAUACCGAAAUGCUGGGCGGUGAUCCAACCGUUCCUGUGCGCCCUGUACAUGCCCAAGUGCGAGAACGAUAUGGUGAAUCUUCCCUCGGAGCUGAUGUGCAAGAUCACGUUGGGACCGUGCAAGAUUCUGUACAACGCUUCCAUCUUCCCCGAGUUCAUGCGGUGCGAGGACGAGAGGUUGUUUCCGUCGCAAUGCAAGAAUGACGUGCACAAGCUCAAAUUCAACACGACCGGUUUCUGCAUGGAGCCUUUGGUGAGGACGGAACAAGCCAAUUGGUUCUACAACGAUAUCGAGGGAUGCGGUCUGCGAUGCAAGGACGCUCUGUACACGGAGGACGAACAUUUCCAAAUACACAAAUUGAUCGCUUGCUGCGUCAUCGUGUGCAUCGUGCUGAUACUCUUCACCGUCGUCACAUUCGUCAUCGACUGGAAAACGGCGAACCCGUACUACGCGUUGGCCAUCUUCUACACGAACGUCUGCUUCCUCAUUUCCUAUCUGGGUUGGUCCGUGCAAUUCCUCGGCAACGACUAUCGCGAAGGCGUGGUCUGCAAGAAGGGCGGAACUUUGAGGAGAUCCGAACCGUCGGCCUCGGAAAACCUGUGGUGCGCCAUCGUCUUCGUGAUGGUUUAUUACUUUCUGAUUGCCGGUAUGGUCUGGUUCGUCGUCUUCACCUACACUUGGCAUAUGAGCUGUCUGCAGGCCCUGGGUAAGAUCCAGGAGCGAGUCGACAAGAAGAAAGCCUACUUUCAUUUGGUCGCAUGGAGUCUUCCUCUUGUUUUAACCAUAACGACGAUGGCUCUCGGCGAGAUCGACGGCGAUUACGUUGCCGGAAUUUGCUUUGUGAACUCUUCGGCGCGCACCGGACUUUUGCUGACUCCUCUCACUGCUACCAUUCUCAUCGCCGGAUAUUUCGUGACUAGAGGAUUGGUUCUGUUGGUGCGCGUAAAGAUCGAGAGCAGGGAAAUCAUCUCCGAGCACGCCAGCCACAAGAUCCGUUCCAACAUUGUACGGAUGGGCGUGAAUGCACUCUUCAUGCUCAUCAUUUCAGUUGUGAUUUUCGUCUACCACGUCUAUCUUUCCAUAAACACACCAGUCUGGGAAUUGAGCCUCUACAAUUUCAUCCUAUGCAAAUUGACUAGUCUCAGUCCGGACAAUUCGCAUUGCCGCCAGGAGGACAGACCGAGCGUUGCCAUGCUGCAGCUCUAUCUGAUCGCCGUUUUCGGAACUGGCAUCGCUAUGGCUUCGUGGAUCUGGUGCAAGCCGACCAUCCACGUUUGGACCAGAUACAUCCAGAGAAAGUUUGAUUGUGAAGUUGAUGAACCAAUGAAAUUGCAGAAGCAUAAGAUCAUAGCGGAAGCGUUCGCGAAACGGAAAAAGCUUAAUCACGGCGGCCGAAUCUCGAUCGAGUGUCAGAACCACACGGAUCCGGUCGGCCUGAAGUUCGAUCUGAACAGCGCGGCGAGCAACGAACUGAGCACGACCUGGGCUCAGAAUCUGAUGAGAUUCGUGACGAGACGGGGUGCCGUACCGAACGAGGUCACCUGUUCGGUGUCGAGCAACAACCAAUCCGUCGACUCGGAGAUGAGCUACAGCGUGCGGCACGUCAGCAUCGAGAGCAGAAGAAAUUCGGGCGACAGUCAACUGAGCGUGCAGAUCGCCGAGCUGAAGGCGACAAGGAAAGUGAACGGACGUAGGAGACGAUGCGGCGGUGGAUCUGGUGGAAGGUACUCGAAGCAGAACGACUUCAGGAAGAGAAUUGGUAAAUCCGGUGGUGGAGGAGGUUCGAAACGUGGAAGCAGCACCAGUCUUGAUUCGCAUCUCGGUCAUCAGCUGCUCAACGUGCUGGCGGCAAGCAACAACAAGGAGACGAGGAAAUUCAUUCCCAACAUGAGCAGAAGAUCGGCGAACGCCGGACUCGAUGCACAGAACUUAAGCAAACUAAGCCAGAUGCUCUUCAACAAUUCCAAGUCCGUCAGCGAGGACGAGAACGUCUCGGUCACGAUAUCCGAGUCCAAAUUCAACGUGAUCGUCAAUCACAACAACAUGGACCUGAACGAUCAGCUGGUGAUGAAAUCGCUGCACAAGGGCGGUGGCGGUGGCGGAGGAGUAGGAGGUCUGAAAAUAGAAGAGUUAUCAACGAGUGAGUCGGAGGAAGAAAGAAAUCAUCAGUACAAAGCGAUUAAUCAAGUGACGAAGAAAAAGUACAGCUGCGAUUCGGAUUCGGACAGCGAUACGUCUUCGUGUCCAGAGCUCAAACAGCUCGUGCAAAGCUCCCUGAACUCCGGCAAUUCCGUCGCGUAUUACGAGAAGAAUCGUGGGGGGUCGAAGCAAUCGAAGACUUCGAUAGACGUCGCCGUCCAGGCGAACGCCAAGGAGAUCAUGACACAGACGGGCAGCUACGACAUGGAGAUGAAAACUCUGAACGACGAUUCAGAUGACGGCCGCAUCGUCGAGAUGAAGAAAUCCAAGCAGCUGAAAACCAAAGAGAACAAGCAUUACAAGAACGCAGAUGAAAAGUAUUACAGUAAAGUCCACGAGGCUGAGGGUCUUUUGGGCAUGGACAAGUACAGGCCCAAGAUACGCAGCAAAUCCAAGGAAAAAUACUAAACGAAUAACUCUAUUUUGAAUUUGUAAAUAUUUGACUGAAUUUUCUGAAUAUUAUAUUAUAAUUUUGAUAAUUA
Nicrophorus vespilloides is the source of this 3234-nucleotide messenger RNA. RefSeq names its product protein smoothened (gene smo). Gene Ontology annotation, cellular component: cilium; plasma membrane; dendrite. The transcript has 6 exons. Gene Ontology annotation, biological process: commissural neuron axon guidance; central nervous system development; positive regulation of smoothened signaling pathway. Bases 239 to 3160 code for a protein of 973 amino acids. The record is from RefSeq and is a predicted model, not a curated record. Lineage: Eukaryota; Metazoa; Arthropoda; Insecta; Coleoptera; Silphidae. Gene Ontology annotation, molecular function: transmembrane signaling receptor activity; patched binding.